AUGAAGUGUUACGCGGGCUCCAGGAAGUGCCGACCGCUGGAAACUCGGCUCGCUGUGUUUAUGUGCCCUUCGACAACCUCCGGUGAGAGUCCGUCGACAAUGAUCACUGCGGACCCGACGACGGUCGGCGACCGGCCCGGCGUGAGCCCGGCCGGCGUGAGCCCGGCGGGCGAGAGCCCAUCUAUGCUGGUCAGCGGGACUUCGUCUGUGGUUGCGGAUACGUCGAUGCUGGGCUCGGCUGGGUCCGUGGAAUCACAGACCGUGGAGUCGCAAAUUGUGGGGCCGAAGGCCGCUCGGCCCUCCUGGUACUCAAGUUCGACUUUGACGAGCCAACCGGCGCCCCACCGGUCGGCGUCGGACCAGGCGGCGUCGGACCGGUCGGCGUCGGACCAGGCGGCGUCGUGUGGUGGCGUGUUCUCUGUGAAGCUGCCAGACAAGGUGUCCCGGCCGUCCGCGGUGCGGGCGCCUGAGCCGUUGGCGAGCCGGCUUCCUUCCCUGCAUGAAUUGGUGUCUCCGGAGCUGCCGGGUUUGACGGCACGGGUGGUGAGAGCGUGUUUGUCGCAACAGUACGAGCACAAGUUGUCGGCGAAAGUGUGCCGACGCAUCGAGACGGUGAUGUCGAAGGUACUGGCGGGGAUGCCGGCCUUCGCGAUGCAGGUAGACUUCCGCAGCUGCGCGUGGCACAGUCUGUACCUGGCGGGACUGGUCUGCAGCCAACUGCCCGAGUACCAUGGGGUGCUCCGCGCAUACGCGGAUCUGAUCCCGCGGCCACCCGACCUGACUGACUCCUGGUUCCUCGCCUGCGUGCUGGAGUUGCAUCCAGACGCGCGCCGGCUGGCGCGCGAGCUCGCAGCCGGGGUCGGCGUCGGCCACGUCGUCAGCGCCGAACGCCUUUUCCGCGAGGCGUUUGUGCCCACCGCGCACGUGUGUGCGCGCCUGCCGACGCGCGCUGAGGCGGUUCAGCUGACCUGUGGGUUCUCCCAACUCGAGUGCCUACUCGCGAUGCCGGAGGCAGCGCGCACGUUGCCCUGGAACCAGCUUGCGCAGCGCGAGACAAUGCAGGGGCAGCGACUUGUCGCGUUCUUACAGAGCGUCCUCGACCCCGCCGAAUGCAGCCAGGUUAUUGCGGUCCUGCGCGACCGCCUGUCGCCGCCGCAGUGGUUCAGCCUGCCUGACAAACACUUCCUCGCCUGUGUCCUUGACCACGCGCUUUCUGCCUGGGUCUCCGCCCCAGAAGUCGUCGUGGAAAACGUCCAAACGCAAGCCGAAGGGCCGGGCGAAGUCGACGUGCUGAUCCCUGCUCCGGCUCCGGGGCCGGUGGCGUACAUGGAAGAGGUGUUGGCGGAAUGUGCGACGACGGAGGCGGAGGAACGGUGCAGAUGGAGUGUGGUGCAACAAGAGCAAUGGGCGAGGGCGCGGUCACAGGUGGCUGAGUUUGCGGCAAAGAAGUUGCGGGCGGGAUUAUUGAAGGCCGAAAGGGCGAACGAGCGGUGGCGGAGCGUGGGUUGGCGUUGGCUGAGUCUGGCGGGGAUGUUGCAUGACGUUUACGGAUCCGAGCAGGUACUUGUGUUGGUGAAAGAGUGUGAGACGAUGGUGGCGCGACCGUCAGGAGUUUCGCCUCUUUGGUACCUGGCAGUGUUGUUGAAGCGGUGUGUUUCGGACCGCUUGAUGAAGCGGCUU
This is a messenger RNA of Gregarina niphandrodes, 1680 nucleotides long. RefSeq lists its product as hypothetical. Lineage: Eukaryota; Apicomplexa; Conoidasida; Eugregarinorida; Gregarinidae. The annotation marks the transcript as partial. The record is from RefSeq and is a predicted model, not a curated record. The transcript has a single exon.